Messenger RNA from Nannospalax galili (Upper Galilee mountains blind mole rat), 609 nucleotides. It is a transcript of the gene Slurp1, whose product is annotated as secreted LY6/PLAUR domain containing 1. The record is from RefSeq and is a predicted model, not a curated record. The transcript is spliced from 3 exons. Gene Ontology annotation, molecular function: acetylcholine receptor inhibitor activity. NCBI's taxonomy places the organism in Eukaryota, Metazoa, Chordata, Mammalia, Rodentia, Spalacidae. Bases 122 to 454 code for a protein of 110 amino acids.
ACCGUGCCUCCCUACUGAGUCACUCCGUUUUUGCCAACACCCAGGAGCCAAAGCCGGAGGGCUGAGUAUAAAUCUUCAGCAUGGGGCCAGGCUAGGGCUCCCAGUUCCUGAGCUCUGAGGAAUGGCCUUUCACUGGGCCAUGCGGCUACUGUUCUUGGCAGCCUGGAGUGUGGGCUGUGGCGAGGCCUUCAGAUGCUACACCUGUGCGCAGCCUACACCCAUUGAUAAAUGCAAGACAAUCACUCAGUGCAAGUUGGAGGACACAGCCUGCAAGACCAUACUGGAGAUGGUGGAAUCAGAGUUCCCCUUCAACCAGAGCCCUAUGGUGACCCGCUCGUGCUCCAGCUCCUGCCUGGCCACCGACCCUGAUGGCAUUGGGGUUGCCCACCCUGUCUUCUGUUGCUUCCGCGAUCUCUGCAACUCAGGGCAACCAGGCUUGGCGACAGGGCUCUAGCCACAUGAGGGGCCUCAUUCCUCUGACAUCUACUCUCCUGGCAGGGCCCGGCGCCACCUGUGGUCACCUCCACCUGCAUGCCUCUGUGAGUAGAGCUCACUGGGCCUCGGGUCACUCACUCUGUCCCCCAAACUUGUGGAAAAUAAAAUAAGCCA